Molecule: messenger RNA, 2708 nt
Organism: Calypte anna (Anna's hummingbird)
Lineage: Eukaryota; Metazoa; Chordata; Aves; Apodiformes; Trochilidae
Gene: RNF19B
Product: ring finger protein 19B
Exons: 9
Coding region: 183-2336 (717 amino acids)
Biological process (GO): protein polyubiquitination; ubiquitin-dependent protein catabolic process; positive regulation of proteasomal ubiquitin-dependent protein catabolic process
Cellular component (GO): ubiquitin ligase complex; cytoplasm
Molecular function (GO): ubiquitin conjugating enzyme binding; ubiquitin protein ligase activity; zinc ion binding
Source: RefSeq, a predicted model, not a curated record
CCGGCGCCGCUGUCGUUGCAGCGCGGUGGGGGCAGUGUCUGGAGGUACCGCCACCGCCACCACCACCACCAUCAUCAUCAUCACCACCGCCACCACCACCACCACCCCUCCCUCCCUUCCCACUUUAGUACUGAUCCCCUCCGUGAACGGACCCCGCUGCUGAGCCUCCAGCUCCGGUAACCAUGGGCUCCGAACGGGACUCCGAGUCGCCCCGCUCCUCCUCCAUCCACUCGGCCGCCGCUAAGUGCCCGAAGCCCGGCCGCCGCCGCCGCCGCCUCUCCUUCCAGAGCGUCUUCUCCGCCGCCGCCGCCUCCGCCGCCGGCAGCCGCCGCCGCGCCAAGGCCGAACCGCCUCCCGCCGCCCCGCCGCCGCCUCCCGCCGCCCCGCCGGCCCCGCCGCCACCUCCCCCGCCGCCUCCGCCGCCCCCUGAGGAAGCUCCGGUGGUCCCGGAGGGUGGUGGUGAAGAGGAGCUGGAAUGCCCGCUGUGCCUGGUGCGGCAGCCGGCAGAAAACGCCCCGCGGUUGCUGUCGUGCCCGCACCGGUCGUGCGGGGCCUGCCUGCGGCAGUACCUCCGCAUCGAGAUCACCGAAUCCCGCGUCAACAUCUGCUGCCCCGAGUGCAGCGAACGCCUCAACCCCGCCGACAUCCGCCGCCUCCUCCGGGACUCCCCACACCUCGUCGCCAAGUACGAGGAGUUCAUGCUCCGCCGCUGCCUUGCCGCCGACCCCGACUGCCGGUGGUGCCCGGCCCCCGACUGCGGCUACGCAGUGAUCGCCUACGGCUGCGCCAGCUGCCCCAAGCUGACCUGUGAGAGGGAUGGCUGCCAGACAGAGUUCUGCUACCACUGCAAGCAGAUAUGGCAUCCCAACCAAACCUGUGACAUGGCCCGCCAGCAGCGGGCACAGACCCUCCGGGUGCGGACCAAGCACACCUCAGGCCUCAGUUAUGGACAGGAAUCUGGUCCAGCCGAUGACAUCAAACCGUGCCCACGUUGCAGUGCUUACAUCAUCAAGAUGAAUGACGGGAGCUGUAACCACAUGACCUGUGCUGUCUGUGGCUGCGAGUUCUGCUGGCUCUGCAUGAAAGAGAUAUCUGACCUCCAUUACCUCAGCCCCUCUGGCUGUACAUUCUGGGGCAAAAAGCCGUGGAGUCGUAAAAAAAAGAUUCUCUGGCAGCUGGGCACGUUGAUCGGCGCUCCCGUGGGCAUUUCCCUUAUUGCUGGCAUUGCCAUUCCUGCUAUGGUCAUUGGCAUCCCUGUCUAUGUUGGGAGGAAGAUCCACAGCAGGUAUGAGGGAAAGAAAACCUCUAAGCACAAGAGGAACUUGGCCAUCACUGGUGGGGUAACCUUGUCUGUCAUUGCCUCUCCAGUCAUCGCUGCUGUCAGUGUGGGCAUUGGAGUCCCCAUCAUGCUGGCUUACGUCUACGGUGUCGUGCCCAUCUCGCUGUGCCGAGGGGGUGGCUGUGGGGUCAGCACUGCCAAUGGCAAGGGGGUGAAGAUUGAGUUUGAUGAAGAUGAUGGACCCAUCACAGUGGCUGAUGCCUGGCGGGCUCUGAAGAACCCCAGCAUUGGGGAGAGCAGCAUCGAGGGGCUGACCAGCGUGCUCAGCACCAGCGGCAGCCCCACCGACGGGCUCAGCGUCAUGCAGGGCAACUACAGCGAGACAGCCAGCUUUGCAGCCCUCUCGGGGGGCACCCUCAGUGGGGGUGUCCUCUCAGGGGGCAAGGGCAAGUACAGCAGACUGGAAGUACAGGCAGAUGUCCAGAAGGAAAUUUUCCCCAAAGACUCAGUCAGCUUGGGGGCUAUCAGUGACAAUGCCAGCACUCGAGCCAUGGCUGGUUCCAUCAUCAGCUCCUACAAUCCCCAGGACAGGGAGUGCAAUAACAUGGAGAUCCAGGUGGACAUCGAAGCUAAACCAAGUCACUACCAGCUGGCCAGUGGCAGCAGCACAGAGGACUCUCUGCACGUCCACACCCAAAUGGUGGAGAACGAGGACGAGGAGGAGGAGGAGGAAGAAGAAGAAGAGAAAGGUGAGCAGGAGCACCAAAGCUGUGAGCAAAAAGACUGCGUUGCCAGCAAAACCUGGGACAUCACCCUGGCCCAGCCUGAGAGCAUACGGAGCGACCUGGAGAGUUCCGACACUCAGUCAGAUGACGUGCCAGACAUUACCUCGGAUGAGUGUGACUCCCCCGGCUCUCAGACUGUGGCAAACUGCCCUCAGACCCCCAAAGCUACAGAUGCUGAGAGUCCAAGUGCCCACCUGAGCCACUGUGCCCAAGCCGAGAGCUGCCCUCUGGAUGAGAUGGUCAACCUGGAGUGCAUCGAAGCCAGAGUAUGAAGCAGCCACCUCCUGAAAAGCACACUCGCUGUCGUUGCUUUUUUUUUGUUUGUUUUUGGGGGGGGGGGGGAGGGGGCCAGGGUUGUGUCCAUGUUGGCUUCUGUUUACGGUUCUCCAGCUGGCUGCCCAUCCUCAACUUGGGGAGCUGCUGUUUCUUACGUGGCAAAAAAAAAAAAAGGAGGAUUAAAAAAAAAAGAAAAAGAAAAAAGGAAGAAAAAAACAAACAAAAAAACCCAUCCCCCGCCCUCUUUUUGUUUUAAUUUAUUGGUUCAAGCUCUGUGAGGUGUGUAAGAGUGUAAAUAUGUAUGUGUGUCUGUAUGUUUGCAAACAUCCUAAGGGACUCUUUGAAUAAAGACUCUGGUUGUCAUUCCA